Messenger RNA from Danio aesculapii, 1799 nucleotides. RefSeq lists its product as uncharacterized. Lineage: Eukaryota; Metazoa; Chordata; Actinopteri; Cypriniformes; Danionidae. The transcript has 10 exons. Bases 164 to 820 code for a protein of 218 amino acids. Gene Ontology annotation, molecular function: carbohydrate binding. The record is from RefSeq and is a predicted model, not a curated record.
GCAUUUUGAGCUGAAACUUCACAGACACACUCUGAAGACACAAAAGACUUGUUUUACAUCUGGAACAAUUCCUAUCUGACGUGGGAAUCAGACAGCAGACUCUAUAUAUAUGAAUCAAUGAAUCUGUGUGGACAUCUGUGUCUGUUUCACUGAAAGCACAACCAUGAUCUUUGUCAGUGUCCUCCUUCUCUUGGUUCAGAUGAACUCCAGGCUGCUAAUAUCUGCAGACACAGUAAACACGUGUGAUGGGACUGUCCUGAGUCUCAGCUGUGAAAACGGGAAGAUUCAGGUAACUGCUGCAAACUAUGGACGUACAGAUAAAUUCAUCUGCUCUGAAGGACGUCCAUCUUGGCAGCUCCAAGACACCAACUGCUAUUCACCAAAUGCACUGGCUAUGGUGUCAAAAAGCUGCAAUGGCUUGAAAAGUUGUGAGUUUGUGGUGGCACAUACAAUCUUCACUGAUCCCUGCAUUGGCACAUACAAGUACCUUUCAACUACCUAUUUUUGCAGCCCAUCUGAAAUACGUUCAAGUACAGCCUGUGAAAGUACAAACGCUGUCCUGAAUUGCGAGGCAGGGACUGUCAUACAUAUUCAAACUGCUAACUACGGGCGAACUGAUAGCAGCAUAUGUUCUGCUGGACGACCUGCUUCUCAGCUUACCAAAACGGACUGCUACAGCCCAAAUUCCCAGACCGUGGUCACUAAUGGAUGUAAAGGGAAGAACAGCUGCACUAUAUCAGCCUCCAACGGUGUUUUCUCAGAUCCAUGUUUUGGCACAUACAAGUACCUGUACAUCUCCUACGUCUGCAUGCCUCAGUAAUGAUCGGAUCUUCUGGUUUUGGAAAGUUUAUUCUCUGUCAGCAUCUGAAACUAAAUCAUUCAUUCAUAGUUUUAUUCAUUAGUGCCUUAUUUAUCAGUGGUCACCACAGUGGAAUGAACUGCCAACUAUUCCAGCAUAUGUUUUAUACAGCGGAUGCCCAUUCAGCCGCAACCCAGUGCUGCGAAACAUCCAUACACACUCAUUCAUAUACACACACUCAUACACUAAGGCCAAUUUAGUUCAUCAAUUCCCCUAUAGCGCAUGUGUUUGGACUGUGGGGGAAACCGGAGCACCCGGAGGAAACCCACGCCAACACGGGGAGAACAUGCAAACUCCACACAGAAAUGCCAACUGGCCCAGUUCGGACUCGAACCAGUGACCAACUUGAUGUGAGGUGCAUCAUGCCGGCGUGAAACUGAAUUAAUAUGGUCUCUCAGGGGAAAUUUGUAAUAGUAGCUUGAUGCGGGUGGAGGGUUUGCAAAAAAUGCUUUUCUUUUGUAGUAUUUGUCUUGUUUCUAGUGCAAACAUCUACAAAUUCUUAAACCAAGAAGCAUUUUCUAGACAAGCAAAAAAUACUGUCUUGUUUUCAGAAAUAAUAAGUCAAAACGAAGUCAGUUUUUCGUUAAAACAAGGAAACUAAUCUGCAAAUGGGGUAAACGAAAUAAUCGUUUGUCAAAAUGAAAAACAAGUAUAUUUUUCUUACAUUAUUAGCAGAUUAUUUAGCUUGUUUUAAGGAAAAGAAAGCUCAAUUUUGACCCAUUAUUUCUAAAAACAAAACUUUUUUGUAUUUGAAAUUGCAUCCUGAUUUAUGGAUUUUUAGACAUUUGGACUAAAAACAAGAGCAAAAUUCUAAGUUGAUAAAGUCUUGAUAAAGAUAUUCUUUUCUUUCGUUCCUUUUUUAAUUUAAUGAACAUUUAAGGGUCCUUGAUUAUACUCUGUAUUGGGAGUUUCUUUAAAAUAAAUGCAUUGAAAAUGGGAA